UAUAGUUUAUCCAAACACUUCAAUCCUCAUCACUUCAGUCACCUCACUUACCACCACAGCCACAAAAAUCUGGUUGUCUGAGUAAAACACCAAAGUCAAUGGAACACCUGAGACCAAGUCCACCAAACUCUUCUCCUCUAACCCCACUCGGUUUCCUCGACAGGGCUGCCACCGUUUACGGCGACGUCCCCUCCGUCAUCUACGACGGCACCACCUACACUUGGUCCCAAACUCGCCGCCGCUGCCUCCAGCUCGCCUCCGCUAUUUCCUCCCUUGGAAUCCGCCGUGGCGAUGUCGUCUCCGUUGUCGCUCCUAACAUCCCUGCCAUGUACGAGCUCCACUUCGCCGUCCCCUUCGCCGGCGCUGUCCUCAACACCAUCAACACCCGCCUUGACGCCCGCACCGUCUCCGUCAUCCUCCGCCACGCCGAAUCCAAGCUCAUCUUCGUCGAUUGCGCCUCACGGGAAGUUGUCCUCCAAGCCCUGUCCCUCUUCCCUCCCAACUACCCCAAUCCACGUCUCAUCCUCAUCACCGAUGACACGGUGGAAACCUCACCUUCAGCCACCGUUGAAUUCAUCGACACAUAUGAGGGCUUAAUGGUAAAAGGCGAUCCUGAUUUCAGGUGGGUCCUACCACUAUCCGAGUGGGACCCAAUGCUCUUGAACUACACUUCGGGAACCACGUCAUCCCCGAAAGGCGUCGUUCACUGUCAUAGAGGCUCUUUUAUCAUGACGGUUGACACACUUGUCGAUUGGGCUGUUCCGAAGAACCCAAUCUACCUCUGGACGCUCCCGAUGUUCCACGCGAACGGGUGGAGCUUCCCGUGGGGAAUGGCGGCCGUCGGAGGCACAAACAUCUGCGUGCGCAAGUUUGACGCCCAGAUAGUCUUCAACCUCAUCACGCGCCAUGGGGUCACUCACAUGUGCGGCGCGCCUGUUGUUCUCAACAUGCUAACAAACGCCUCCAAGCCGUUAGAGAAACCGGUCCAGAUCAUGACGGCUGGUGCUCCGCCUCCUGCCGCCGUGCUUUUCCGCACCGAGUCGCUCGGAUUCUCCGUCAGCCACGGGUACGGGCUGACGGAGACCGGAGGCUUGGUGGUGACGUGCGCGUGGAAGGAGAAGUGGAAUCAUCUCCCUGCCACGGAGAGGGCGCGUCUUAAGGCACGUCAAGGGGUGAGAACAAUUGGGAUGACAGCAAUCGACGUGGUGGGACCCACUGGAGAUAGCGUGAAAUCCGAUGGGGUUACCUUAGGUGAGGUUGUGAUAAGGGGAGGGUGUCUUAUGCUAGGGUACCUUAAGGACCCUGUGGGGACCGCAAGCUGUUUCAAAAACGGUUGGUUUUACACAGGCGAUGUGGGAGUUAUGCAUGAGGAUGGGUACUUGGAAAUUAAGGACAGGUCUAAGGACGUGAUUAUUAGUGGUGGUGAGAAUCUGAGCAGCGUGGAGGUGGAGUCAGUGCUUUACGGGCAUCCGGCGGUGAACGAGGCGGCCGUGGUGGCCAGAGCUGAUGAAUUCUGGGGGGAGACACCGUGUGCGUUUGUGAGCUUGAAGGAAGGGUUGAAGGAAACAGUGACGGAGAGAGAGGUGGUUGAGUUUUGCAGGAAGAACAUGCCACACUAUAUGGUGCCUAAGACGGUGGUUUUCAAGGAGGAGCUUCCAAAGACUUCGACGGGGAAGAUUCAGAAGUUUGUGCUGAGACAGAUCGCAAAGGACAUGGGACCAGUAACGCAGAGUAGAAUGUGAUCAAUUCGUAGUAUGGGGACAGGUUUGUUAUUAUGGGGACAGGUUUGUUUGUCCAGAUGCAUGCAUUGGAAUCAAUUCUUGUGGAUUACUAUGAAUUUGAGGACGUGUGUCUUGGGCUGUGCCAUUUGCUCUUGUUGUGUUGUUUGUUGGGAUUGCAAUUGCAACUGUAGGAACCACCAAAGAUAGUGAGAAGGUUAGAGUCAAUAUGACUUUUUUUUGUUCUCAAUUCAAUGAAUUUUAUCAAUGUAAAAUUUAUCAUUUUAUUCAGGGUUUGGUUUGAUA
This is a messenger RNA of Lotus japonicus, 2024 nucleotides long. Its product is annotated as 2-methylpropanoate--CoA ligase CCL4-like. Bases 99 to 1742 code for a protein of 547 amino acids. Lineage: Eukaryota; Viridiplantae; Streptophyta; Magnoliopsida; Fabales; Fabaceae. The transcript has a single exon. The record is from RefSeq and is a predicted model, not a curated record.